Molecule: messenger RNA, 1846 nt
Organism: Rosa chinensis
Lineage: Eukaryota; Viridiplantae; Streptophyta; Magnoliopsida; Rosales; Rosaceae
Exons: 3
Coding region: 1107-1769 (220 amino acids)
Source: RefSeq, a predicted model, not a curated record
CAAAGUUCUUUUAAGAAGUCUGGGUGUAUAAAAAGAAUGCUUUGGUUCCAUAAGUUUGAUCGGUUUUUGUGAGCAGUGUCUAAGUUAAAUGUUCAAGAGAAUAAGUGAGUCAUGAGUGUAUUCUAUUCUUAGAAUUCUCUUGUAUUAAAUACCGAUGAGUUCAGUUGAGAAAAUCAACUAUGUUUGAGAUUUCAAGGCCGAUGUUUUCAAGACAAGUGAAGCACAUUUAGAAGCUGUAGACAAAGUGUUGAGAGGUAGUGCAACUGGCUAAAAAGAGUUUAGCUAGAGAUAACCGAGUUCAGAGUUAUCUGAGAGGUUGUAUUGGAAACAAGGAGAGGGUUGGCCUUUUGCACAGUUUGUCCAAAUUUUCAUUUUAAUUUUGAUACUCUUUGGAUGUAGUUGAUAUGAAUAAUAACAUUUACUGAAUAUAUUGAGGUUGUAGUGAAAAUAUUGAUUCUCAAUUAGCUUGUUAUUCAAUCUUACAUAUCAGUAUUGUUUCUAUGGUGGUAUGAAUCUAUAACAAGAAAAAAAAUUCUAAUUUUAAUUCAGAUUUUUUUUUUUUGAAACAAUUAAAAAAUUUAAUGGCGUUUGAUAAACGUCAUAAAAAAAGUUGCAUGACGUUUUGUAAACGUCAUUGAAUAUAUUUCCAUGACGUUUUGCAAAUGCCAUAAAAAUGUUUACCAUGACGAUUUCAAAACGUCAUUAGAAGAAGGUCUAUGACGUUUUAGCAAACUUUCUAUGACAUUUUCGAAUUGUCAUGAAAAACUUUCUAUGACGUUUUCUAACUGUCAUUGAAACACUUUCUAUGACGUUUUUUAACAGUCAUGGAAAUACUUUCUAUGACGUUUUCUAACCGUCAUUGAAAUAUUUUCUAUGACGUUUUCUAACUGUCAUUGAAAUACUUUCUAUGACGUUUUCUAACUGUCAUCGAUUCAUGCCACAUAAGACGGCACCAGUAGAGACGACGUUCUGCAUGACGUUUGAAAAACGUCAUGAAAACCAUUUUAUGACGUUUUUCAAACGUCAUUGAAUGUUUUUGUGUAGUAGUGGUGGGUAAAUGUGAAUGCCAAAAUUUUGAAUUUGUGGGAAUAAUUUGUCGGCAUAUUAUGAAAGUAUUUGUUCGUCAAGACAUUGAUACAAUACCCUCCCACUUUAUCCUUCCAAGAUGGAGACAAGGGGCGAAUAAGUUUAGAGUUAUGGAUGCUGAAGCCUUGGUAAAGAAUGAUGGUAAAGAACAAUCAGAAGCAUUGAGAUUUAGUCAUAUGUGUCGGAGAGCUACUCAACUAGCUUGUUAUGCAGCACCUUCAGAUGAGGCCUACACAAUGUACAUGGAUGGUUUAGAUGAAUUGUCAAAAAAAAUUUUAGAAGUUAAUAAGGUGUCAAAAGAAGAUGCUAUGGAGUCUCAAGAUAAUGUUUUUCGAGAUGAAGCAGAUCAAUGUAAGAGUAAGUCCUCUGAGUCAUUGCUUUUAUCUCCAAAUAUCUCAAAAACCAAGGGUAGAAAGAAGGAUGAGAAUAGUAGAAGAAAAACUAAAAGCUCUAAGACGAUAAAAGGUGGUAUGCAGUUGGCUCAAAGCAAGCAAAGAAAGUGUACAAUGUGCCAACAGCCAGGACAUAAUAAGCUUACUUGCAUUUUAAACCCAGAUGCAAAAAGAAAAACGAUUGUCUCUACGGAUCAAAGGAAUAAGAAUAUGCAAGAGUCGGACAAAGAUUUAGACGAGGAAGAUUCAGAAGAGGAAGAUUCAGACGAGGAAGAUUCAGAAAGUAACUAAGAAGAAUGAAUUCAACUUCAUAUAUAUUUUUUCUCUUAGUAACUACUGUUUCAUUGAGAGAGAAUAUGUUUGUUUUG